AAGAGGAGGAGGAAGGGGACGAGCUGCUGCCUCGCGAAGCCCCUCGCCCAGCAUGAACUGAGCUCGGCCCCGCCGCCUCCCCGCGCAGCAGCGCCGCCGCCCCGGAGGCUUUGCGAGCCGAGCUGGGGAGCAGGCUUUGAAGCCCAGAUGCCGCUGGGGCUUCCCAGCACAGCGCGGCUGCUCCUGCUGGCACCUGGCGCAACAUUGCCCCCCGCGCUGCCGCCGACGCGCUCGCUGGAGGCUCGCUCCGCGGUGCACUGGGAGAGCGAAGGUAGCGGCGGCUGCGGCGGCGGCUGCUAACCCGGCGCAGCGGGUCCUAAUGCCUGUCACUUCCCGGGACGCGCUGGCGGCGGCGGCGGCAGCAGGCGAAAGCCCCCGGAGCCCCGCGCAGGUUUGCCUGGCCUCUCCCGCAAUCUGAUUGGAUCAAGUCGGGCUCUACGUGGCGAGGGCUCUUGGAAACCAUGGGUUAUUGCAGCGGCAGGUGCACGCUGAUCUUUGUCUGUGGCAUGCAACUGGUUUGUGUGCUGGAGAGGCAGAUAUUUGACUUCCUUGGUUAUCAGUGGGCACCAAUCCUGGCAAAUUUUGUGCACAUUAUUAUAGUCAUACUUGGCUUAUUUGGAACCAUCCAGUAUAGACCUCGCUACAUAACAGGAUAUGCUGUCUGGCUAGUCUUCUGGGUCACAUGGAAUGUGUUUGUUAUCUGCUUCUACUUGGAGGCUGGGGAUCUUUCAAAGGAAACGGAUCUUAUUCUGACCUUUAAUAUCUCAAUGCACCGUUCUUGGUGGAUGGAGAAUGGCCCAGGCUGUACAGUGACAUCUGUGACUCCAGCCCCAGAAUGGGCACCAGAGGAUCAUCGUUACAUCACUGUCUCAGGGUGUUUGCUUGAAUACCAGUAUAUAGAAGUGGCUCACAGCUCCCUUCAGAUCUUCCUUGCACUGGCAGGGUUCAUCUAUGCCUGUUAUGUUGUGAAAUGUAUUACUGAAGAAGAGGACAGCUUUGAUUUCAUAGGUGGAUUUGACUCUUACGGCUAUCAAGGCCCACAGAAGACAUCUCAUUUACAGCUACAGCCUAUGUAUAUGCUCAGCACUGAACUAGAGGAAAGAGCACCACCUAUUGAAUCAGCAACACCACUUCCAGCAGCAUUGAGCACUUCCUUGGAGGUCCCCUAUCCAUCCCAGUGCUGCUUAGUUUCUGAAAUCUUCCAGGAUCACAGCACAAGGCGGUCAAAAUGAACAAGGUGACUUCUGUGUGGGGGCUGAAGGACCUUUCAAAAAACUUGUUUCAGGAUGGCCCCCUGUGUUCUACAAACAGCAAAAAAACAACCUUUGUGUUUAAAAAAAAAAAAGAAUAAGCAUACGCUGAGACAGAGAAACAAAAGGUGCAUUCGACCUCUCUUUCCAACAAGUACAGACAGAGAUGCACAUUACCCCCUUCUUGGAUUUUCUGAAUAUACAAAAACAACUGCCAGGCCUUUGGAAGGUUCAAAAGGAGAAGCAUUGGUGCCAUCUGCUGGCUAUUACCUGUGUUUACUACCUUCGUUCCUACUUAUUUGAGUUAUGAAAUGAUUUCGUCCAAUUCAGUUCUUUCUGAGACCACUUGCACCAAGUCUCCUUAGUCAUUAUAAUAUUAAAAAAAUACCAUGAUGACCUUGUAACAGAAGCCAAUAGACAGCAAGUUGUUUGCCCUAAAGGCUGUACAAGUACAUACUUGCCUUAACCCAACUAAGUUGCACAUCAGAGAAACUCAGUGCAGGCUUACUGAAGCGACUUCCUUUAGAUUCAACCUGCUGCUGUUAAUUCUGAAAGCUUUUUUUUUUCGUGUCAGGGAAUAAGGCUCUGUUGCUCAGCAGCUCCAGAGUGACCACAUACAAAAACUGCCAGCCAUCAGAGAAGUGCUUUACUAAUGAGCCUCCACAAUGGUCAAGAAAACAAACAAUUUAUAAUGCUUAAAAGAGAAAUUGAUCUCUGGGAUUGGGAAAAAGGGUAAAGGGAAUCCCUCAUUAAACCAAUAACUGAACCUACUGGAAAUAAACAACAGUGUUUCAUAACCCCACUGUUUUUAUUUAUCACACUGUAGGUGCUUUUAUAACUAACUCUAAAUAUGUCUUUUACUAACUACAGAGACAUCUGCAGAUUUCUAGCAACAGAGGCCAACUGAAUAUGUAUUAGCUACAUUUACUCUUUUAUAUCUAAUUUCAAUUGAAAAUCCUAUGUAAGUGAGCAUUCUUUUUUCUAAUUGCACCGGAAGGGAUCUAACUUCUUUUGUUUGUUUUGGUUGGCGUAGAGUGGGGAGGGACUAGCUGCAUUGGUGAAAUAUUGGAGAUCUUUUUGUGGUAUAUUUGGGGAUCCGUUAUGUGUUAGAAUGUGUAUUUUAUCUUCCUGUAAAAUUGUGGCUGAAAAAAACUGUGCUGUUAUGUAGUUGGCAACAAGAUGCCUUUGGGGAUUUUACUAGUAGGUCAAUGUGUUUAUGACAUAUUCUGAACUCAUAGGAACGUUUGUUUUGUUCUGAAUUUGAUCUGUAUUUUCAAGCACUUAGGCAGCUUUCAUUAGAAAAAAAGAUUUUGCUCAGGCUUUUCAGGAACUUGAAUUGUCAUUCUUUCUUUGUUCAGAAACUGCACAGACAAAUGCACACACCUGCCACACGCACCUGCCAGCCACGUGUCCUUGAGGGCAUGAGAGUUCAGUGCUUGGAAAGGUGCAAGAUCAUCACAAAGCGACUCUUUUCCUAGCUUGCCAAACCUUCACAGUCUCUGUGGCUUAUAGGUACCAUUGCCCUGUGCACUAACUCUACUUAUCCAUUGCUAUAGAAAUUGACGCCCUUCGCUGUGUAUGCGUGAAUGUAAUGUGUCACAAACAAUAAAUCUGGACAAUGACAGAGGAACAAGCAUUCCCCACUAAAAAUAAGAUACAAGACAGGUUUAGAAACUAUACUUACAUUAAUUCUGUAAGAUUUUCUAUAUAUGUGUGUGUGUGUGUGUGCAUGUAUGUAUGUAUGUAUAUAUAAUACACACCUACAUAUAUUGAGGGAAGAUGCAUAAUGUUAUGGCUUGAACAUGGGGCUAAGAGCCAGGAAUUCCUGAGUUCCUGAUAAGCUAUGUGACCAUAGACAAGUCACUUAGGCCCUGAACCAGCAAACCUCUUAAAAACAUGCUUAAUGUCUUUGGCUGAAUUGGUGUCUUCUUCAAAAAAAUUCCUAUGUGGGUGCCUAAAUUUAGACUCCCCUAAAUCUAUAUUUAGAAGACCUGGCUGGAAAUGGAAUUUCCAUUCUAUGGGAAAUUCCGACUGUUCAAACUUUUUUCAUUCGGAAUCAGAAAAAAAAGCUGAAAUUUCUUGCAAAACAAAAUAUCUGACAAAUUUUGAGUUGAGGCCAUUGAAACAUGUUGUUGCUGUUGAAUCAUUUCAUUUUGAUCAUAUUGAUUUCUUUCCUUUAGACUUUUAUAUUUGAUUAAAAAUUAAAUGUUUAUAUAUGUAUAUAAAUUAAAUAUAAAAGUCCAAAUGAAAUUAAUCAAAAUGUCUAAACAAAACGAGAAAGUCAAAACAAUUCAUUUUCACUUCUUCCUCUCAAAAAUAUUGUUCCAAUGAAGCAUUUUGAUUUUAACACAACUGCAUUUUUCAUUUACAUUUUUUUUGACCAUCUCUAGUAUUUAGGCACCAAAAUAGUGGCCUGAUUUUCAAGGAUAAUGAGCAGUCAUGUCUUGCAUUGACUUUCCAUUCACAUUGACUGGGAGCUAUUAGUGCUCUGCACCUUUGAAAGUCAAGCAAUUUAUUUAGGUGCCUCAGCAUAGAUUUAGGAGCCUAACUUUAGGCAUCCAAGUUAGAAAAGUUUGUCCUUAACAUCGCUUUGUUUCAGUUCCCCCAACUAUAAAAUGUGAAUAAUAAUAACUACCUCACAUAGUGAUUGUGAGGAUUAAUUAAUGUUUGUGCAGUGCUUAGAAUUACUAUGUAAGUGCUAAGUAUUAUAAAUAAUGUGUGUAUAUUUAUAUAUUGCAUAUGUACACACAUAUGUAUACAUACACUCAAGUAUAUAGAGAUAUAUACACAUAUAUAAAGUAGGCAUUCAUAUUCCUGCUUAAGUUGCAGUGAAAGCACUAGUAUUCCAGGACUGUUGACUACUACACUAAAGGAUGAUGUUUUGGAAGCAGUUUGGAGCACAGUAGUGUGAGAAUAUCUGGAAUGACAUUUUUUAUUUGUACAGCUGUAUCCGCCUCAAAAUCCAGUAAAGAAUGUUAUUUUUCUAGGCUGGGUUUUUGUUAUAAAGCUAAAUAUU
Mauremys mutica (yellowpond turtle) is the source of this 4266-nucleotide messenger RNA. RefSeq names its product sodium/potassium transporting ATPase interacting 2 (gene NKAIN2). The coding region runs from base 462 to 1232 and encodes 256 amino acids. Gene Ontology annotation, biological process: regulation of sodium ion transport. The transcript is spliced from 8 exons. Lineage: Eukaryota; Metazoa; Chordata; Testudines; Geoemydidae. The record is from RefSeq and is a predicted model, not a curated record.